Molecule: messenger RNA, 2739 nt
Organism: Maylandia zebra (zebra mbuna)
Lineage: Eukaryota; Metazoa; Chordata; Actinopteri; Cichliformes; Cichlidae
Gene: tfip11
Product: tuftelin interacting protein 11
Biological process (GO): spliceosomal complex disassembly
Cellular component (GO): U2-type post-mRNA release spliceosomal complex
Molecular function (GO): nucleic acid binding
Source: RefSeq, a predicted model, not a curated record
CUUGUGUUUUCGUGCACUAAACGAAGGAGCGUUAGUGUGGAUUUCUUCUCAUCGUUUUUGAAAGAAAGCAUGUCCAAUUGAUCUCCACGCCGACCUUUAUAUAACUGUUCAGAGAUGUCCAUGUCACACCUAUAUGGGCGGAGAGAUGAGGAGGAGGAGGGUGUUGAGGUUGAGAGCUUUGAGGUGACAGACUGGGACCUGGCCAACGAGUUCAACCCAGACCGCCACAGACACAGGCAGACCAAGGAACAGGCCACUUACGGCAUCUGGGCUGACAGGGAUUCAGACGAAGAUGAGAGGCCCAGCUUUGGUGGCAAGAGAUCUAAAGACUACACUGUCCCAGUGAACUUUGUGAGUGCUGGUCUGCGAAAGACGGCAGCAGAGGAGAAACAGCUGAAAGGGGAAGGAGGGUCUGAUGACUCUGAUGAUGAUGGUCCUGCAGCUCCUCCACCUUCUCGUGCACCCAAAAAACUCCAAAUGGGUAAUUUCCGUGGGAAUCAGUCACAGAGGUUUGCAGGUGGCAUACAGUCUGGACAUGGCAUUGGCAGCUGGGAGAAACACACUAGGGGAAUUGGGCAGAAACUACUGCAGAAAAUGGGCUACCAACCAGGAAAAGGCCUGGGAAAGAAUGCUCAAGGUAUUGUAAACCCUAUUGAAGCAAAGGUUCGUAAGGGAAAGGGGGCAGUCGGAGCCUAUGGAAAUGAGCGAACCCAGCAGUCUCUCCAAGAUUUUCCUGUGGUGGACUCUGAUGAAGAGGAGGAAAAGGAGUUCCAGAAGGAGCUGGGCCAGUGGCGUAAGGAUCCUGCAGGGUCGGCAGGAAAGAAGAAACCGAAGUACUCCUACAGAACUGCAGAUGAGCUCAGAGCUAAAGGCAAAGUGGCGGGGCGGGCUACAGCGGCAUCUGCUGGGGAGCUGGCACAGGUCAAGGUGAUAGACAUGACUGGAAGAGAGCAGAAGGUGUACUACAGUUACAGUCAGAUAUCCAACAAGCACAGUGUUCCUGAUGAAGGUCCACCAAGCAUGUCUACUCGGGAUCAGAAGGGAUCAUGCUUUGCGCUCCCUGAGCUUGAACAUAACCUUCAGCUGUUGAUAGACCUUACAGAACAGGACAUAUUACAGUCUGCCAGACGUCUGCAGCAUGAAAAAGAUGUUGUUGUUUCUCUGAGCCACGAGUCAAGAGCCUUGCAGAACAGACUGGAUACGGAGCAAGAUGCCAUCCAGAGAAUGGAAGCUGUGCUGGCAUUAGUGGAGCGUUUUCCAUCUGGGGAGACACCACCAGGGGAGGGUCCUACUCUGCAGGAGUGUGCUCGCAUCUUUGAGACCUUGCAAACAGAUUAUUAUGAAGAAUACAAGAUGAUGGGUUUAGCAGACCUUGCUGUAGCUGUUGUUCAUCCGUUACUUAAAGAAAAACUUCAUUUCUGGGACCCCCUGAAGGACAGCUCUUACUGUCUGGAAGAUAUUGGUCAGUGGAGAGCAAUCCUUGAAUCUCGGGAUAUGCACUCCAGUGGCCCAGAUUCAAAUAUGGAUCCUUAUCACAGACUCUUAUGGGAAGUGUGGAUCCCAGUGAUGCGGACUUGCGUGUCAGGCUGGCAGCCUCGUAUGGUCGGGCCGAUGGUGGACUGUGUAGAAGUGUGGGCUCCUCUUUUGCCCCUGUGGAUACUGGAUCACCUGUUGGAGCAGCUGAUCUUACCCAGAUUACAGCGAGAGGUAGAUAACUGGAACCCUUUAACUGACACGGUGCCUAUCCACUCCUGGAUCCACCCUUGGCUGCCUCUGCUCCAGUCACGUCUAGAGCCUCUUUAUCCGCCAAUUAGGAGCAAACUGUCCAACGCCUUGCAGCGCUGGCAUCCCAGCGAUGCCUCAGCUCGCCUCAUCCUACAGCCGUGGAAAGAUGUAUUCACACCAGGUGCAUGGGAGGCCUUCAUGGUGAAAAACAUCAUCCCUAAACUAGCUUUGUGUCUGGAAGAGCUGGUUAUCAACCCUCACCAGCAGCAGAUGGAGCCAUUUCACUGGGUCUUGGACUGGGAGGGCAUGCUGUCCCCCUCUAGCCUCGUGUCACUGCUUGACAAAAACUUUUUCACGAAAUGGUUACAGGUCCUGUGUUCAUGGCUGAGCAACAGUCCCAACUAUGAGGAAAUCACAAAGUGGUACCUCGGCUGGAAAAGCAUGUUUAGUGACGUCUUGUUGGCCCAGCCCCUCAUUAAAGAGAAAUUCAAUGAGGCUUUGGACAUCAUGAACCGUGCGGUCUCCUCAGGCAUAGGCGGUUAUAUGCAACCUGGAGCGAGGGAGAACAUUGCAUAUCUCACACAGACAGAGAGACGCAAGGACUUCCAGUAUGAAGCCAUGCAGGAGCGCAGGGACGCCGAGAGCGUGGCCCACAGAGGGAUCAGCGCCGGUGUGCCGACUAACUUUAAGGAUCUCAUCCAGGCCAAGGCAGAGGAGAACAACAUCGUUUUCAUGCCCUUAGUGGCUAAACGACAUGAGGGAAAACAGCUGUACACAUUUGGGCGUAUUGUUAUCUACAUAGAUCGAGGGGUGGUGUUUGUGCAAGGAGAGAAGACUUGGGUACCCACAUCUCUGCAGAGUCUGAUCGAUAUGGCAAAAUGAGCGUGGACUGACAUAUUUAGGUCUGACAACUAUAAGGAAAACAGGAAAUAUCUUUUGUUUUUAAGUAACUUCUCUAACAUAUGUCUCUUUCUCUAAGAGGUCAGAAUUGUGAAUAAAUAACUUUUGAAUGCA